Molecule: messenger RNA, 1245 nt
Organism: Penicillium maclennaniae
Lineage: Eukaryota; Fungi; Ascomycota; Eurotiomycetes; Eurotiales; Aspergillaceae
Product: serum paraoxonase/arylesterase family protein
Exons: 2
Coding region: 1-1245 (414 amino acids)
Source: RefSeq, a predicted model, not a curated record
AUGGGCUUCCUCUCCUCGGCUUUCGGGUUCAGUCUAUUCGCCGCCCUCGCGACCAUUCUAAUUCCCUGGGGAAAUCAUGUCAUCAGGAUUGGUGGUCUCUUUCUGACUCCGAAUCCCACUGUGCUAGCGGAAGGACAGGGUCCGAUCUACAUUGAGGACACCGUCCACUGUGAGGAUGUUCACCACUAUCGCCCCGAGAACUUACUCUUUACGGCAUGCGAAGACUCCAAAAGCACCCGUUUUGACUGGUUUCCCCCACUGGCACAUUUGACCCCGGUGCCUGAGGCGCGGGGGUCAAUUCAUGUUGUGAAUCCCACGACAAUGAAGUCGUCCCGUCUGGAAUUCGAAAACUUUGACGGACCCUUUGUCACCCAUGGGAUCGAUGUUAUCGCGGAUCCCAAGCAGGCCGACGCCGUCUACAUCUUUGCCGUGAACCACCUGCCAAACCCGGACCGCGGGCUAGCCGCGGGCGCCGAUGAUAUUCCCCAGGCCCGCUCGCAAAUCGAACUAUUCCAUCAUGUGUUGGAGUCCAAGACGGUGCAGCAUGUCCGUUCCAUCUGGCACCCGCUCAUUGAGACUCCCAAUGACGUCUAUGCCGACAGCCCCAAUUCGGUCUAUGUCACCAAUGACCACUUCUACCGUGAUGGACACAUGCGCCUGAUUGAGGACCUCUGGCCCUCCGCUCAGUGGUCGACUGUGAUUCACGUCCAGCUCACGGACCUCCAGGCCAAGGACUCUGCAGGGCUCGAGGCCUCGGUCGCACAUUCUGGUCUGUGGAACAACAAUGGUCUCGGCCAUGGCCGCACCGAAGACGAAAUUGUGAUUUCGAGUGCCAUGGGUGGCGAGUUAUAUGUCUCCACACGUCAUCCGAAUCACACAAUCUCGAUCAAGUCAACUGUGCCCUUCGAUACCGUCACAGAUAAUCCUAGCUUCUUUGCGGAUCCGCAUCGCACUGAUACCGACGACGCGAGUGGUUAUGUUGUGGCGGGUGUGACGCAGGGUCUCUACCUGGCGAAGACUGCCAAGGACCCCGACGCGACUGAAUCAUCUCAAGUCUGGUAUGCGCGGCCCAAGGGUGAUGGUUGGGAGAAGAAGCUGUUAUUUGAAGAUGAUGGUUCGCGCAUUCGCUCGGCUAGUGCGGCGGUCUUGGUUCCUCUUGAGCCGGAGCAGGGUCAGAAGAAGGCCUGGUUGUUUGUAACUGGGUUCUUGUCGGAGAAGAUGAUUGCUGUAAAGGUGGAUCUGUAG